This is a messenger RNA of Diabrotica virgifera virgifera (western corn rootworm), 4631 nucleotides long. Its product is annotated as zinc finger protein 271-like. Gene Ontology annotation, cellular component: nucleus. The transcript is spliced from 2 exons. The record is from RefSeq and is a predicted model, not a curated record. Lineage: Eukaryota; Metazoa; Arthropoda; Insecta; Coleoptera; Chrysomelidae. The annotation marks the transcript as partial.
GUACAUUUGAGAGUGCACACUGGAGAAAAACCUUAUAAGUGUGAAAUUUGUUUAAAGCAAUUUACCGGUGCAUUUAACUUGAAAAGACAUUUGAGAGUACACACUGGAGAAAAACCGUACAAGUGUGAAAUUUGUUUUAAACAGUUUAGUGAAAAAAGUGAUUUGAAAAAACAUUUGAGAAUCCACACUGGAGAAAAACCGUACACGUGUGAAAUUUGUUUAAAGCAAUUUAGUCAAGCAUUAUCUUUAAAAAAACAUUUGAGAGUUCACACUAGAGAAAAACCGUACACGUGUGAAAUUUGUUUAAAGCAAUUUAAUCAAGCAUUAUCUUUAAAAAAACAUUUGAGAGUGCACACUGGAGAAAAACCUUAUAAGUGUGAAAUUUGUUUAAAGCAAUUUACCGGUGCAUUUAACUUGAAAAGACAUUUGAGAGUACACACUGGAGAAAAACCGUACACGUGUGAAAUUUGUUUAAAGCAAUUUAGUCAAGCAUUAUCUUUAAAAAAACAUUUGAGAGUGCACACUGGAGAAAAACCUUAUAAGUGUGAAAUUUGUUUAAAGCAAUGUACCGGUGCAUUUAACUUGAAAAGACAUUUGAGAGUACACACUGCAGAAAAACUGUACAAGUGUGAAAUUUGUUUUAAACAGUUUAUUGAAAAAAGUGAUUUGAAAAAACAUUUGAGAAUCCACACUGGAGAAAAACCGUACACGUGUGAAAUUUGUUUAAAGCAAUUUAGUCAAGCAUUAUCUUUUAAAAAACAUUUGAGAGUUCACACUGGAGAAAAACCUUAUAAGUGUGAAAUUUGUUUAAAGCAAUUUACCGGUGCAUUUAACUUGAAAAGACAUUUGAGAGUACACACUGGAGAAAAACCGUACAAGUGUGAAAUUUGUUUUAAACAGUUUAGUGAAAAAAGUGAUUUGAAAAAACAUUUGAGAAUCGAAAUUUGUUUAAAGCAAUUUAGUCAAGCAUUAUCUUUAAAAAAACAUUUGAGAGUUCACACUAGAGAAAAACCGUACACGUGUGAAAUUUGUUUAAAGCAAUUUAAUCAAGCAUUAUCUUAAAAAAAAAACAUUUGAGAGUGCACACUGGAGAAAAACCUUAUAAGUGUGAAAUUUGUUUAAAGCAAUUUACCGGUGCAUUUAACUUGAAAAGACCGUUGAGAGUACACACUGGAGAAAAACCGUACAAGUGUGAAAUUUGUUUUAAACAGUUUAGUGAAAAAAGUGAUUGAAAAAACAUUUGAGAAUCCACACUGGAGAAAAACCGUACACGUGUGAAAUUUGUUUAAAGCAAUUUAGUCAAGCAUUAUCUUUAAAAAAACAUUUGAGAGUUCACACUAGAGAAAAACCGUACACGUGUGAAAUUUGUUUAAAGCAAUUUAAUCAAGCAUUAUCUUUAAAAAAACAUUUGAGAGUGCACACUGGAGAAAAACCUUAUAAGUGUGAAAUUUGUUUAAAGCAAUUUACCGGUGCAUUUAACUUGAAAAGACAUUUGAGAGUACACACUGGAGAAAAACCGUCCAAGUGUGAAAUUUGUUUUAAACAGUUUAGUGAAAAAAGUGAUUUGAAAAACAUUUGAGAAUCCACACUGGAGAAAAACCGUACACGUGUGAAAUUUGUUUAAAGCAAUUUAGUCAAGCAUUAUCUUUAAAAAAACAUUUGAGAGUUCACACUAGAGAAAAACCUUAUAAGUGUGAAAUUUGUUUAAAGCAAUUUACCGGUGCAUUUAACUUGAAAAGACAUUUGAGAGUACACACUGGAGAAAAACCGUACAAGUGUGAAAUUUGUUUAAAGCGAUUUAAUCAAGUAGGUUAUUUGAACGUACAUUUGAGAAUACACAUUGGAGAAAAACCGUACAAGUGUGAAAUUUGUUUAAAACAAUUUAAUCAAGCAGGUGAUUUGAAAAAACAUUUGAGAGUGCACACUGGAGAAAAACCCUACCAGUGUGACAUUUGUUUUAAACGGUUUAGUGAAGGAGUUAGUUUGAAAAAACAUUUGAGGGUUCACACUGGAGAGAAACCGUACAAGUGUGAAAUUUGUUUAAAGCAAUUUGAUCAAGCAGGUCUUUUGAAAAGACAUUUGACAGUGCACACUAGAGAAAAAAGUCACAAGUGUGAAAUUUGUUUUAAACAGUUUAGUGAAGCAGAUGAUUUGAAGAAACAUUUUUUAGAGUGCACACUGGAGGUGUGAAAUUUGUUUAAAGCAAUUUAACGAAGCAUUUCACUUGAAAAGACAUUUGAGAGUUCACACUGAAGAGAAACCGUUUAAGUGUGAAAUUUUUUUAAAGCAAUUUAAUCAAGCAGGUAAUUUGAAAAGAUAUUUGACAGUACAGACUGGAGAAAAACUCACAAGUGUGAAAUUUGUUUUAAACAGUUUAGUGAAGCAGAUGAUUUGAAAAGACAUUUGACAGUGCACACUGGAGAAAAACAGUACAAAUGUGAAAUUUGUUUAAAGGACUUUAUUAAUAAAAGUAACUUGAAAAAACAUUUGGAAGUGCACGCUGGGCAAAAAUCGUAACAAGUUUGAAAUUUUAUUUUACGCGUUUUUCUCGCAACAGUAUUUUGAAAAUAUAUUUUUGAGGGUGCACAAUGAAGAAACACAAGUGUGAUAUUUGUUUUAAGGGGAGGGUAUGGUUUGAAAUUAACAUUUCAAACACAUGUUGUUCUGAAGCUAUUUCCUUGUGGUAUUUUUGUGAUCAACUAUUCUAAAUGGGAAAUAAGCCACAAUGUAACUAAAAAAAUGAUUUUAUUAACGGUUCGACGUCCGAAUCGGAUGUUGUUAUCAAAAUGCAAAAUAAUAAUAAAUUUUAAUAAUAUGAUAUAAUAAUAAUAUGUAUUUAUUUAUAUUAAUUUUUAAUUUAAAAUAUAAUACAUAAUUAUAUUUUAUUAUUUUAUGAACUAGUAUUUAAUAACUUUUUCUCUUAUUAUUAUUUUGUAUUUUGACAACGACUUCCAAUUUUACGUCGAAACGUUAAUAAAAUCAUUUUUUUAGUUCAAUUGUGGCUUAUUUCCCAUUUAGAAUAGUUGAUUAUUUCAAGCACAUAUUUGUGAUUUUUUUAAACUAUUGUACAACUAUUUUAUUUUUAAAUUAAAUAAGCAUAUUAAGUGCAUUUCAAAGAAUAUUAAAAGAUAUUCAAGGAAAUAUUCAAGGAAAAAGAUUGAAAAAUAAGCCAACGGUGGCAACUUUUUACAGACUCCUCCAAAAAAAUGGAUUUUGCGGGGGACAUCAGAACUCGUUACUGAAUCAUGUGAAAUAAAUAAUUCAAAAAGAUUUUAUUAGCUUAUGAGUUUUUUGAGGUAACUCUAUCGAGUUUUUUAUUUUUAACGAUUUUUGAGUUGUUGGUAUCACUCGGAAGUCAAAAAAGCGAAAUUCUUUAUAUCAAAAAGGUGAAAAUCAACAUAUUUAUUAUUGUUAAACAAAAAAUAAGCAUAAAACCAAAUAUAUCUCGGCAGAGCUACCUCAGGAAAUGUCCAAAAACAAUGUGUGCAAAAUUUCAGGUGGAUCGGCCGUUAUAGCCUGGAUAGUUUUGAGUUCCAAUGUCCACCGCCUUUGAAAGAAAAGUUUUGAGAAAAAUACGUUUAAAGUUUUGACAACUUUUAUUUUCAAUUUCUUUUUGUCUGUCAAAUCGUAAAGUAAUACACGCCGGGAUUGUUUUUUUAAUCGCAAAAUCUACAAAAGGGAAGCGGAACAGUUGUUGAAUAUUUCUCACUACGGUCAAGCGUGUUGGCGCUAAACCGCGACAAAGCAAGUCGAAGGUAGGGAUAUUUAACAUACUAUAUCUCUGGUAACUUUACUCCGAUCAAUCUGAAAUUUUCAGAGAGUAUUCAUGUAGUUAUGCACUUUCAUUUACAAUAAUAAAAAAAUCGAAAAUUUCAAACCGUACCCCCCUUACGCAGUUUUUUCAAGUAUUUAAUAUGAAACUGCAUAUGAGAUUGCUCACUGGAGAAAUUUCUUUUAUAUAAUAUGAUGCAGCCUAUGAUUUGAAACAAGGUAGAAGAAAGUAAAACUGGAAUAAAACUUUUAUUGGCGUUCUAGCCGUCAUCGUACUUCUCGAAAAAGAUUCCACUGCAAUUUCAUCUCCAAUUUUGCUCUUACAACUGUCUUCGGUGGUUGUCUCUGUGUCACUCUACAUGUUACUUAUUGGUUCAAUUUUUAAGUCAGCCAAUGUGUAUUAUUCUAGGCGAUGAAAAACGUAUUGGAAUUUUCAAAAAUAUCAGAUUCAGAAGGAAGAAAAAUGAUAUGUCCUGUUAUUUUCCAAGCAAUGGAUAUUUCAUUUUAUAAUAUCGUGCACAACUGCAAAUAAAUCGAUUUCAAUUACACUUCUCUACAACUACACUAGAUCUUAUUACAUCCUGCAAUAAGAUCUUUAAGUAUUUCGUCGGCGGUAUGACAUGUUUUUUGGAAAUAACCAUUGAUGGUAAACAAAGAAAAUGUCGAUAUUGUAAGAGUAUAAUAAAUGCAAAAAAUGAAACGUUGCUUUACAAUCAAAAUGUUACAGUAAAAAGAAUAGUAAAUAAUUCUAAAUAGUUUAGUUGUUUCUUAAUAAAAAAUGUUUUAAUGAGUAAUUUUGUAAAUAUUAUUUGUACAAUACAGUAAAACCAAUAAACAUCCAUUUCACCAUAUAAUAAUAA